CUCUUCUUCCCGGCCAUGGCGAUACAGGUCAUCAACGCCACCACCCUCAAAGCCGUUUCUUUCCCCCUCUCCCAACCCAACCUCGUCCCUCUCACAAUCUUCGACCGCGCCGCCUUCGACCUCCACGUCCCCACCCUCUACGCCUUCCUUCCCCCAACCCCCUCCAAUGAAUCCCUCAAAUCCGGCCUCUCCCGCGUCCUCUCCUACUUCCCCCACCUCGUCGGCCGCAUCUCCGCCGAUCAGAACCACCAACCAUGCAUAGUUCUAAAUAAUGCCGGCGUUCGCGUCGUCGAAACCAAGAUCUCCGCCACUUUGUCGGAGAUGCUUCCUCUCGAUCCAACCAGUAAUCUUUCUAAGCUUCACCCCGAUAUCGGGGAAGGCGUGGAGGAGCUUCUUCAAAUUCAGCUUAACCGCUACGCCUGCGGCGGGCUAGUGAUCGGUUCGACGUCGCACCAUCGAGUCGCCGACGGGCAGUCGAUGAGUAUGUUUUUCGUAGCGUGGGCGCAGAUGGUUCGCUUCGGUAAAGCGCCGAACCCGCUGCCGUUUCUCGACCGUACCGCCGUCGUUGUGCCGAGGAACCCACCGAGAUGCGAGUACAAUCACCGGGCGAUUGAGUUCAAGUCUUCAGCCACUGAUUCCUCCAUCGAAGCCGCAUGCACCGUUGAAAAUCUGAAAGUCCGCUUCUCGGCGGACUUCAUCUCCGGCCUAAAGUCCGCCGUGCCAGGCCGCUGCAGCACCUUCGAGGCCCUCCUCGCCCAUCUCUGGCGCAAGAUAUCGUUGGCGAGAGGCCUCAAAGCCAACGAGUCAACCAAGGUCAGGGUGGCGGUGAACGGCCGGGCGAGGCUCAAGUCCCCCGCGGUCCCCAUGGAGUUAUUCGGAAACUUCGUUCUGUGGGCCCACCCAAAGUCGACUGUCGGAGAGCUGACAUCAACGACUGGCGGCGGGCUGGCUAAUGCCGUAAAGAUAAUACACGAGGCGGUGCAGAGGAUCGACGAGGGUUAUUUCCGGUCGUUUAUUGACUUCGGUGAGCUGGAAAAGAAGAAUGACGAAGAGAUGGCGGCGUCGGCUCCGGCGAUGGGGAAUGCGCUGUGCCCGAAUCUCGAGGUGGAUAGUUGGCUGAGGUUUAAUUUCCACGAUCUGGAUUUCGGGAGCGGUGCGCCGUGCGCCUUCCUUCCGCCCAAUUUGCCGGUGGAAGGGCUGAUGAUAUUUGUGCCGUCGUUGAAGGAGAAGGGAGGCGUCGAGGUGUUCAUGGCGCUGGCGGAGGAGCACGUGGAGGAGUUUAAGAAGAUAUGUUAUUCUUUGGAUUGAUAAGGAUCCGUUAUAGAAAUCUUGGCGGAUCGAUCAUUGGAAGAUGUGAAGUUGACUUUUUUUUAUUUAUAUUGAUAAGUUUGUGUGAAUUUUAUGU
Molecule: messenger RNA, 1405 nt
Organism: Dendrobium catenatum
Lineage: Eukaryota; Viridiplantae; Streptophyta; Magnoliopsida; Asparagales; Orchidaceae
Product: tryptamine hydroxycinnamoyltransferase 1
Exons: 2
Coding region: 16-1308 (430 amino acids)
Molecular function (GO): acyltransferase activity, transferring groups other than amino-acyl groups
Source: RefSeq, a predicted model, not a curated record